Molecule: messenger RNA, 1111 nt
Organism: Felis catus (domestic cat)
Lineage: Eukaryota; Metazoa; Chordata; Mammalia; Carnivora; Felidae
Product: nuclear RNA export factor 3-like
Exons: 6
Coding region: 272-901 (209 amino acids)
Biological process (GO): poly(A)+ mRNA export from nucleus
Cellular component (GO): nucleus; cytoplasm
Molecular function (GO): RNA binding
Source: RefSeq, a predicted model, not a curated record
UAGAAACAGUUCCCUGAUAGACAGGGGGCAGUAAUCACAGUAAUCACCUCUGGUGCCCGGGGCUGUCUUCUCCAUGGCUUUGAGGAGGGGACUUCCUGUAAGGACUCCAUCUUGUUUGUGUGAGGCUGACAAAGUCAUUUGGGGCCUGCUCUAUUCGUCCUCAGCAGCUUUCCUUGAUCUUCUCUAAACCUCCAGCUCCAGAUCCCACAGGUUCUCUUCAUAAGCAGCCUGUGAGGACAUUGGUGACAGGUCACUGCCUUCAGGCCACACCAUGGGGCAUAAUAACACAGGUAACUCCUUACAAAGAAGAGCAAGAUGCUCGGGUAUUUACCGACGGAGGCAUAACAAUUGGUCUGGGCAUGUCCGUUCUGGCAUUGGUUCUUCCUCCCACCAGCAGCAAGAUGGAGAUCCAGCAACAAAUGACAGUCGCAUGAGCACCCGAGGAAGAUAUGCUCCCUAUGCCAUUCCAUCCUGUCAUUGGAGAGGCAGUUUUCAGAUACAAGACCAAACGCAAGCUAACAUGGAGGGAGAGCAAAAGCGUCCAGAGACAAGAAUGGAGGGGGAGAGGCAGGAUGAGACCUCCAGGAGCUGGUUCAAGAUCACAAUUCCAUUUGGCAUCAGAUAUGAUGAGAAGUGGCUGCUGAAUCUGAUUCAGAAGCAAUGCAGUGUCCCCUUCACCCCAGUGGAAUUUCACUAUGAGAAAAUGCAGGCCCAGUUCUUUGUUGAGAAUGCUGGCAUUGCCUUCGCAUUGAAGAGUGUCAACGGCAAGAUCUGGAAUGAGAAUAAUGAAAUGAUAUCUAUCUUUGUCCACCCCUCUGAUGCACCCCAGUGUGUGCAGAAGGAGCUGAAGCCAGAAAAUGUGGAUCAGAUAAAGGUAAUGCAGACCCAAGACCAGCUGUGAAUCUAUAUCCAGACCCAUAUCUUCUUCCCACACCUAUUGCCUCCAUCCCCCGUCUCUACCUCAGACUCAGAGCCACUGACCCCAUCUCUAACUCUGCAGUUGACCACAAACAAAAGAUAUGUAGUUUCCUAACAAUCUCUUCACAUCCAGAGAGUCCGCUUUGCCCAUGGUAUGUCUACAGAAGUAGUUCUAGGGCAGGUAAGAUCAGAG